This is a messenger RNA of Centruroides sculpturatus (bark scorpion), 2237 nucleotides long. RefSeq names its product adenylate cyclase type 6-like. Bases 123 to 1292 code for a protein of 389 amino acids. Gene Ontology annotation, molecular function: adenylate cyclase activity. Gene Ontology annotation, biological process: adenylate cyclase-activating G protein-coupled receptor signaling pathway; intracellular signal transduction; cAMP biosynthetic process. NCBI's taxonomy places the organism in Eukaryota, Metazoa, Arthropoda, Arachnida, Scorpiones, Buthidae. The transcript has 8 exons. The record is from RefSeq and is a predicted model, not a curated record.
CAAAUUCUUUCAUUCCAUCGAAAUGUAUAAAUUUAUCAAAAACUAUUGUUGAUAACAGAAGAUACAACCAGUUAUUAUCAAUUUUUGUUUUACUAGUCAUCUAUAUUUGCUGUAUUACACCUAUGUUUCUGUUAGAUAUAACCCAUUCUACUGGCUGCUGGCAGCUACACUUAAAUUUUUCCAAAUUAGUUACAUCUAUAGAAAAUGGUACAUUAAAAUGUGAAGAUUUUCUCCUGAAUGGAUUUACAGAUUACAUGACUUUCUGUGUGAUGUUAGUAAUGUUGGCAUCUGCCACAUUUCUGAUUCUGACUACCGUCCAGAAGCUAGUAUUGCUACUGACCUUCUCCUUAAUAUACUGUACCUUAAUACUUUUGACACAUGUUUAUCUGUUUGACAUGUAUGAUCAUCUAUUGAUUCAAAAAUUUGGUUUAUCCAAACAAAGUCAUGUUCCAUCUAAACAUACUUCAGUGAUAACUUUAGUGCUCUUUUUGAUUGCUAUGGUGAUUCAUGGACACCAAGCUGAAGCUACUUCUAGAUUAGACUUUUUAUGGAAGCUACAAGCUUUAGAAGAAAAAGAAGAUAUGGAACAUUUACAAGCAUAUAAUAGAAAAUUAUUAGCUAAUAUUCUUCCAGCUCAUGUGGCUGAAUAUUUUUUAGCAACUGUUCGUAAAAAUGAAGAUUUAUAUCAUGAACAAUGUGAAAGUGUUUGUAUCAUGUUUGCUUCAAUUCCUAACUUCAGUGACUUUUAUAUGGAAUUAGAAGGAAAUAAUGAAGGAGUAGAAUGCUUACGUCUUCUGAAUGAAAUAAUUGCUGAUUUUGAUGAGAUUUUACAAGAAGAACAAUUCAAGUGCAUAGAAAAGAUCAAAACUACAGGAUAUACAUAUAUGGCUGCAUCUGGUCUCACAGCAACACCUGCUGAUAUAGCAAGUCACAUUCAUGUUGUAAAUAUGGCUGAAUUUGCACUUAGAAUGAAAGAACAACUAGAAUAUGUGAAUAAACAUUCCUUUAACAAUUUUAAAAUUCGAGUUGGUUUAAAUGUGGGACCAGUUGUUGCAGGUGUCAUUGGAGCCAAGAAACCUCAAUAUGAUAUCUGGGGAAAUGCAGUAAAUGUUGCAAGUCGAAUGGACAGUACUGGAGAAUCAGGCAAAAUACAAGUAACACAUGAUAUUUAUACAAUACUCCAAGCUCGUGGAUAUCCUUUAGAACGUAGAGGAUAUAUUAAAGUAAAAGGGAAAGGAGAAAUGCUCACCUAUUUCUUACUUGGUCGCAACGAUGAUAAUACAAGAAUGUGAUGGUCUCAGUACUCAGUAUUUUAAACAGGGUACUUUUGUCAUUACAUAUCGUAAAUAUUUAACACAGUUUUUAUUUCAGUUAUUUUUAUAACGAUGAAAUUUUUGCCUGUUUUAGAAACUUUAUGUAUUCCUUGUUGCAUUGAAUAAGGUGACAAUCAUGCAUGACGUAUUAUAGAUUUUAUUUCAAUGCUCGUUGCAUUUUCCAUUAAAGUUAUGAUCACUGAUGGGACUGUAGUUAAAACUGUUAAUAAUAUAUUCUGGAACUAUUCAUAUAAUAGAUUAAUUAUGUGUAUAUAUAUACAAGAGUUUUUAUUUUAUUUCCUAUUUUUUUUUUAUAAAAUGACAUUUUGAAAAUGAACUUUUGAUUCUGUUUAAAAUACUCAGAAAUGCCAUUUUAUUUUAUACCAAAUUGUAAUUUAAAUAAUUGUUGUUUUUGUUUAUGGUCAAGUCUAAUAAUGAUUCUAUGAAUGCAUUCUCAAAGAAAAGAACUUUUUGAGUUAUAUAUUGAUAGAUAAACAUUAGCAAUGUUAAAAAUACUCUUAAGUAAAAUACAUAAAGCAUUUAACCGUAGUACAAAGAAUUCAAUAUAUUCCAUUUAAUUACUAUUUUUGUUAAGUCAUUUUAUUUAUAAUAGUAACUAUAAGGAAUAAUAUACAUUUUGAUAUCUUUUUGUUUAUUUAAUGUUGUUGUUUUUUUUUACCUUUUGAUGUCUUUACUUUUUAGUUUAUUAUAAACUAAAUUAAUUUUGUCUGAAUGAUAUUUAUUUAAUUUGCUAUUUUUCAGUGGCAUCAAUAAGAAAGCAGUUUAAAUCUGAUUUAUAGAUUUCAAGUAAUAACUAAAGUGAAAAAAUUUAUUUUUCCCUUACUGAGAAUUAUUAAAAUAAUUUUCUUAAAUACAAAAUUGCUGAAAUAUUGACUUAUAAUACAGUUUAAUAUUAAAUUUAUU